Messenger RNA from Hyaloscypha bicolor E, 2816 nucleotides. RefSeq lists its product as uncharacterized. Lineage: Eukaryota; Fungi; Ascomycota; Leotiomycetes; Helotiales; Hyaloscyphaceae. The coding region runs from base 342 to 2645 and encodes 767 amino acids. The record is from RefSeq and is a predicted model, not a curated record. The transcript has 4 exons.
CUUGGGUCAAUAGAACCUGCACAGGGGCUUCCUCAUUUUCUGGCAUGCCUGCAAAUUGGGAGGCUAACUUGUUGAUUAUCGAUGGUUCGAAAUACUUUGCACUCGACUCGGCACCGGUACCCGCCUACUUGAGUUGUAUGGACUCGACAUGUCGACAGACAUUAACUGAAUCCCUGAAUCGCUCUACAACCAUCUGCUGUGGGCUCGAUCAAACAAAGGAAGGGGGAAUGUACAUCUACACCCCCUUGCAUCAGUCUGUCAUCUUUCUGCAACACCGUGCAGUACGGGAAGACUUGUAGCGACAACUGUCAGCAACUAUCGGAACAGGGACAGCUGAUGCAAUGGAUGAGCUCUCUAUGUUCACAGUUCAGCGGAUGGAAUGGCAAUUUCCGUUCAUCGACAAUACCACGUAUUGGCCGGCGGACAAGGUUCCAUUCGCAACCUAUCCGAGCUGCGCAGCCGGGGCAUGCUCACAGGCAGUGAACAAAUCACUUUCAGACCAAGUGAGUCUCCGGUGUCAGUCCGCCUCGAACUGCGCCAAGCCAAUGGAUGCGGUCAACUGGCCAGCAUUUUGCAGCACCAUUCAGUACGGGAAGACAUGCAGCGAUAACUGCCAGCCUCCCUCAGAACAAGGUCAGCUAAUGCAAUGGAUGAGCACUCUAUGUUCUCAGUUUAGUGGAUGGAAUGGCGCCUUCCCAUUUAUCGACCGCCUUGUAUAUUGGGCAGUUGAUCAAGCUCCAAUUGCCGUUUAUCCGAAUUGCACUGUGGGAACAGGGUGCUCGCAGGCAGUGAACCAGACUCUUUACGAGCAAAACACGACUCUCCGGUGUCAAUCCCCCUCGAACUGUACAUAUCCCACGGAAGCGUGGAACUGGCCGGAAUUUUGCAAAUCCAUUCAAUACGGACAAACGUGUUUGAACAGCUGUAACCAUUGGUGGGAGCGUGGAGAACUCGCGAAUUGGAUGUACACUACGUGCUCUCUGGUUGAUCAAUGGACAGGGCUUCCUGCUGAUUGGCAUCACCUCUACUAUCCUCUUAGAGAAGACCUGAUCCCUUGGCAUUGGAACGUCAGCUGGUCGCCACCAUCCCAGCAAUCUGGUACAUCGACUAAGAGAGCGGCCGAAACACCUGCGAGGCCUCACUGUCCGUCGACAGGUGCGAAGCUAUGUGCUUUUGCGGCAGUAAAUAUUGCAAUGGCUAUCAUCAUGCCCAUCUUGGGGAGGCGAUCAGUGAUAUUCUUUGUGACGUUUGGCUUGCUCGGCAAACCUGAUAUGCAUCUGUGGUGGAUUUCCGGUAUUUUGACACUUUGCUUACAUGUCUUGAGCAAUGCAGUCAACGCAAUUUUGAUCCAGCGAACACCGGGAUUCGCAUCAGUCAAUGUUGGACAAUUGAUCCUACUCUGGUGUACAAGACCAAGGCUUGCGUGGAUGGUGAUGCUCUAUCUCAUGCCUAUGGACGCCGAAAAAACAAUGUAUACUGGCGCUGCUGCAUCCACUUUAUUUGCCGAAGUCAUACUGCAGCUAGCCUCAGCUUACUUCAUGGGUUCUGCAGUGACCUUUGCCAGACUGCAAAAGCUGUUCAAUAAUGGCGUACUGAGUCAUGCACAAGGUGGCCACGAUGCAAUCACCAUGUACGCUGGAGCACUUAUGUGGCUCGCUUGCUUCAUAUUCGCUAUUGGUGCAUGUUCGUGGACUGUCCUCGGAGUUAACACUUAUCUAUUGCAGCUUGGGAGAAGUUUCAAUGGACUCGCCGUGAAAGCACGUAAACAUCGGGACGACUGUCGGACUCUUUUGAGUAAGAAUAGCUUCGCAGCAGAAUCACUAGGAAGUCUGGAGAAAAAUCUCAGCGUUUUGUGUCUGCAACCAUUUCAAGACCAUAACAGUGUCAGACAAGCAGUCACUCAGUUCGCGAGGAAAGAGUCAGGAAAUAGGUACAAGGAAGUCACCGAUUACGAUACACGUUAUUACGAAAAUGGUCACUCGUCUGGUCGCAGCAGACGCUCAGGAGAGAACUCAGAUCUAUCGCUGAAGCUUCCGACCUUCAGGGAUAACGCCCAACGGGGCUAUGAUGCAGCAACGUCAACAAGAGCAGCCGAAGCCAUAACCCUCAAUAAUUUGCACAGACAACUCGUGCAGGCGAAAACCCAACUUCGCAAUCUCGAACUGCAGAUUUUGCCAACCACGACCGCACAACUGCGGCAUCCGAUUCGCGCAGCCCGUAGAUUCUUUACCAGCAUGCAACCUCUCGAGACUGGGGUCGAGCCACUUGAAAGAAAGAUCGCCAGGACAAAGAUUGAUAUCGGGACCCUAACUCGAAGCUGUGAAGCAAGCGCGAGUGUCAUCGCUGGAUGGGAUGCUACCAUUUCAGAAUGGAGCUGGACGCUGAGGAAAUGGGACCAUCUCAUCGAGGAGCGUGAAAAGGAGAGGUCGAGAGCUGAUGAUGCUGAUCCCGAGACCAGAAGGCUGAGAACUUUGACUAAAUGGACGUUCUUUGGAAUGCUUGGAUGCUGGAUUGCUCAAUGGGUGUGGUGGGUAGGAUACAUUCAGGUUAUGGGAGAUGCAUACUGUCCGCCAAACUUAGCAGCGAUUGCUGCCAUUUGGACACUCUUUUCGGCUACAGGUGCCGCUUCGGGAGCAAGCGUAUGAUAGGUAUAAGUAUGAGAUAAAGUGACAUUGAUCAAUUUGCAUAGCCGGUAAUGGGAGGAGAGUAAAGCUGAAUGUCAGGUGUAAAGCGCACGAAAUAAAAUUGAGCCGUGAAGUAUGGCAGUGUGCCGAGUAGGGUUGCCACUUUAUUGUAAAAGAGAAGUAUAUUAUUAU